Messenger RNA from Cherax quadricarinatus, 1267 nucleotides. RefSeq lists its product as uncharacterized. The record is from RefSeq and is a predicted model, not a curated record. NCBI's taxonomy places the organism in Eukaryota, Metazoa, Arthropoda, Malacostraca, Decapoda, Parastacidae.
GAUGGCUUCCCUCGACUACGACCAGCUUAGCUACCUGUGAUGAUGGCUUCCCUCGACUACGACCAGCUUAGCUACCUGUGAUGAUGGCUUCCCUCGACUACGAACAGCUAUAUCUUCAGUUUAAGGCAGAAUUAACGGAUGCAAGGAGAGAAAUUCAACGACUGAAGGGUAUGUACAAGGAUUAUCCCCGGAAAAAUGUCGCCAGUGAUCGGACCAACGAAAGGAUGCUAGUCGGAACUAAAGGGACGAAACUGAAGAUGAGGGUCCAGAAGACUGCUGUGAAGACAACAACUCUUUUUCCUUGUUAUCAGACGAAUGUGAACCAACCAUCCAUUAUUCUCCAAUGAAAAUAGCUCCAACAAGGACCAUUGUUAACGACACAGUGAAGCCAGCCAGUGAAGACAUCCCAAUGAAGACCAUCUCUACUAAGACCGUCGAGAACAUCAUGCAUACCAACAGUCAAGAAUCUGUGAUGCCUGGAGCCAAGUACCUGCCUGACCUGCUUCUUCAAGAGUCACCAAACAUUGUGGAAGCAAGUAUUCUAUCUAGUGGUAAAUAUAUGCCGCAGUCGACUAGUCAAGAAAGUAAUCCAAGUCUGAAAUACAUGCCACCAAAUGAAGAAAAUAUCUCACAUCGUCCCAAACAUAUGCCACUUACACCUGGUGAGGAAAUUGACCUAUAUCGUUUAAAACAUAUGCCACUCACACAUGGGAAAGAUAACUCGUCUCUUACAACAUAUAUGUCACUUACACCUGAAGGAGACACCACGUCAUUAAGUACAUAUGUGUCACCUACACUUAUGGAAGACAGUUACUCAUCUAUAUAUACGUCACCUACACCUGAGGAAAUGAGUAAUUCAACUACAACAUAUGUGUCAUCUGAAGAAGACAACGACUCGACCUUUACUACAUAUAUGUCAACCACACCUGAAGAAGACAAUAAUUCAACUUCCACUACAUAUAUGUCAACCACACCUGAAGAAGAGAAUUCAUCUUCCACUACAUAUAUGUCAACCACACCUGAAGAAGACAAUUCAUCUUCCACUACAUAUAUGUCAACCACACCUGACGCAGUCAGUAACUCAUCUGUCACCAUAUAUAUGUCACAUACAGCUUCGCAUCUAACGAAGGCGUCAAUUCUAGUACCAAUAUUACUAUUAGCUUCAUUUAUAAUCAUAGUAUUAAUAAUAACUAAAACAAUCCAGAAUAGGAAAUCUAAACCACAGCUGAUAAGUUAUGUAAUAACAAAAAAUAUAUAAUGAUGUUUA